Momordica charantia (bitter melon) is the source of this 1482-nucleotide messenger RNA. RefSeq names its product adenylyl-sulfate kinase 3. The record is from RefSeq and is a predicted model, not a curated record. NCBI's taxonomy places the organism in Eukaryota, Viridiplantae, Streptophyta, Magnoliopsida, Cucurbitales, Cucurbitaceae. Gene Ontology annotation, molecular function: ATP binding; adenylylsulfate kinase activity. Gene Ontology annotation, biological process: sulfate assimilation.
UCGUCCAAACGACAAUCCGCACAUAUUUAUUGCGUUAUUGCAGCAAUCGUCUCCCGUCGGACUUUGAAACGACGUCGUUGGUUGCUCCUCCCUCCUCCGGUCGGCUCGCCGCGCCACACGCUCCGGCACCGCAUUCUUCCUGUGGAGCUCAUAAAUUUCCGGGGAAGAAAGAGAAGAAGAGAUUUCCAAAGAGGGUCGCCGCCAAAGGGGGUCGUGUUUUCUCCACCGGUCAUUAUUAUGGCGGACAGUUACAGGAGAGCCUCUCCACUCCACUGGACGCCAUUCGACCAAUCAUGGCGUCCCGUUUCCCCUUGAUUUCCUCACUGAAUUGUUCUCCUAUUUAUGUUUUCGCUUAUGGGGUUUCCCUUUUGAGAUGUGUGUGAAACAUGGUUGCGAUUGGGGGAAAUUCGUUGCCGGGAUUUGUGCGGCCGUCGCUCCACCAGCAUUCGUUGUCGGCGCCGGCGUUUGGAUCCGCGAGGUUUCCGGCUGUGAUUAGCUUCGGGUCGAGGGUGAUUUUGCGGGCUGAGGUGGAGAAUAAGGAUUCGAGGGCGGUGAUUGUGAAUGGUUUGGGCAAGCGUGAGUGUGAUUGUGAGACUGAAUUCGAUGCGACCUUGGGAAAUGGACAUGCAGUGAACUCUGGGCCAAAUCUUGGGGUGUUGUCCACAGUAGGUAAUUCUACAAAUAUCAAGUGGCAUGACUGUUCAGUUGGAAAGCUUGAAAGACAAAGCCUUCUCAAACAGAAAGGAUGUGUUGUAUGGAUUACAGGUCUUAGUGGCUCAGGGAAGAGCUCUGUGGCCUGUGCCUUGAGUCAGAGCUUACACAGAAUGGGAAAGCUGGCUUAUAUUCUUGAUGGGGACAAUGUCAGGCAUGGCUUGAACCGCGACCUCGGUUUUAAAGCAGAAGAUCGUGCUGAGAACAUAAGGAGGAUCGGCGAGGUUGCAAAACUGUUCGCAGAUGCUGGAGUUAUCUGCAUUGCCAGUCUGAUAUCGCCAUAUCGAAGGGAUCGAGAUGCCUGCCGUGCCAUUUUGCCUGAUGGAUAUUUUAUUGAGGUGUUCAUGGAUAUUUCUCUUGAAGUUUGUGAAGCAAGAGAUUCGAAAGGACUGUAUAAGCUUGCACGGGCUGGGAAGAUCAAAGGCUUUACCGGCAUUGAUGAUCCAUACGAACUACCAUUGAAUUGUGAGAUAGUACUGAAUGGAGGUUCCCCAUGUGAAAUGGCAGAGAAAGUAAUGAGUUACCUUGAGGAGAAUGGCUUUCUGCAGGCUUAACUCAAACUAUAUGAAGGCUUCAUUUAACUACUGAAGUUUUGGCUAAAAAAUUUCAUUUUAUCUUUGAGCAAAUCCAUUUGGGUUUGAAAAGGCUGUAUGUGAUGAUAGAUUAAUUUGUUAUUAAUUUGUCUUUCUUUCUUGAAUCUGUGUAAUGUAGAGUUGUUUGGAAUAGAGUUGAAUGUUCUAUAAUACAAAUGAGUAUCAAGUAUUUGAUUAA